Messenger RNA from Penicillium odoratum, 393 nucleotides. RefSeq lists its product as uncharacterized. The coding region runs from base 1 to 393 and encodes 130 amino acids. The transcript is spliced from 3 exons. NCBI's taxonomy places the organism in Eukaryota, Fungi, Ascomycota, Eurotiomycetes, Eurotiales, Aspergillaceae. The record is from RefSeq and is a predicted model, not a curated record.
AUGAAGACUCUGCAAGUCGUGCUGCGCAAGUUAUGUCAUUUAGGCCUCUGGAGCGCCGUGCAUACGAAAUUCUCACCUAGCAUUGGGCUUGUCCCCGGCGUAUUUCUCACCUUCAUUGUGUGGCAAGUUGUCCCUGGACUGCGGCUAGGGGACGAAUCGUCAAUUGCGACUGGCUUCUGGAAAAUCAUCGAGGACAGAAAGGACCGCGAUUUGAUUCGAGAUCUCUUUCAGCGGACCUAUAACUUUGGGGUUGGAUUUCGCGAGUGGAUCCGCGCUAAGCCAAUUCUCUGGAAUGAAGCCACACUGGUUGCAUUUGACCCCGUCAAGGUUCCAAAAGAUAAAUAUCCCUUGGGUGAUGAGUGGGAUCAUGAUACUUCGGGCUGGGAGUUCUAG